Molecule: messenger RNA, 2418 nt
Organism: Dalotia coriaria
Lineage: Eukaryota; Metazoa; Arthropoda; Insecta; Coleoptera; Staphylinidae
Product: synaptotagmin-6-like
Exons: 11
Coding region: 248-1561 (437 amino acids)
Biological process (GO): regulation of dopamine secretion; cellular response to calcium ion; calcium-ion regulated exocytosis
Cellular component (GO): plasma membrane; exocytic vesicle
Molecular function (GO): clathrin binding; SNARE binding; calcium ion binding
Source: RefSeq, a predicted model, not a curated record
CUCACAUUCAUGUCGCGACGAUCAUGGGUAUUGUCAGCCGCUUGAAGGGAGCAUUUCCUAGUGCGAACGCUACUAACGCCGCCGGACUUGUUGACAAACUAUCAACAGUGUUGCUAUUUGCAUUUGCUAAUUAUUGGUGGCGCUAUCGCAGGACAUUAAUAGCAAGGAUUUGGAGAUUUGUUAUUUAAAUGUCGAUUGGAAUUCGACACUGCUGGUGAACCUGAUUGUGGUCGCCAUCGUGUUAGUGAUGGCAAUGGUGCUGUUCGCCACCAUGACGUACCAAUGCGCCGCAACAUGGCGAUGGAUCAAGGAUAGAACGUGCCGGGACUAUAAUGGCGAUGGGGAUCCCUCCUCAACAAUGCACGCCGCCAUUCGCAUCAGCCACUCGCUGCCCGACAUGCAAUCCGAGCAGCUGCAAGAGGAAUACGUGCAGGAGCACAAGGAUAACAAAAAGGUCCUGCGCCAGACGACGCUGCCAAUCGUCCCGACGCGCCAUCAAACGUUUCAACGGCAAUUGUCGCAUCGACUGGACGUGGUCCCGACCCCGAUACAAUUCAGCAUUUGCAGCCUGGAGCACAAAAGCGAGUCGAGUCUAAUCGGAUUGAUCAAGCCGGAGUUGUACAAGAAGGAAUUAGUGCGCCAACCGUCAACGGACUCCAACGGCCCGGAUAUGGAAGUUAGCGGCAUGUUACAUUUCUCGUUACGUUAUGAUCGUGAGGUCGAAGGACUGGUUGUCAAGAUCUUCACCGCUCGAGACCUUCCUAUCAAGGACGUCACCGGCAGUAGCGAUCCCUAUAUCAAAGUCUACCUUUUGCCCGAUCGGAAAAAGAAGUUCCAGACCAAAGUGCACAGGAAGAAUCUCAACCCGAACUUCAACGAAACGUUUAUAUUCAGCGUGAGCGAGGAAGAUCUACGCUUCCGCUAUCUGCAGUUUUCCGUCUACGACUUUGACAGGUUCUCGCGGCACGAUCUAAUUGGCCACGUCGUCCUGAGAGGCCUCAUCGACUCAACGGACCUUCAGCAAGAGAUCGAAUACACAAUGAACGUUCUCUGUCCACCGCAGGAUAAAGUGGAUUUGGGGGAAUUGAUGCUCUCCUUGUGCUAUUUACCAACAGCCGGAAGGCUUACAUUGACGGUCAUUAAAGGGCGCAACUUGAAAGCAAUGGACAUCACCGGAAAGUCAGAUCCCUACGUCAAGGUGUACUUACUGUGUCAAGGUAAGCGUAUCAAGAAGAAGAAAACGUCCGUGAUGAAAAACACGCUGCAUCCGAUCUAUAACGAAGCGAUGGUGUUUGACGUGCCGUCGGAGAACAUUGAGGAUGUUUGCCUGAUCGUCAAAGUCAUCGAUUACGACAGGAUCGGAUCGAAUGAGUUAAUGGGUUGCACAGCAAUCGGAUCGAACUUUAUCGGCGUAGGCAAGGACCACUGGCUUGAGAUGCUAGACAACCCAAGGAAACCUGUUGCUCAAUGGUACGUCCUCACCGAAUCGAUUCCCGGCCACAUUCCCGAAGGCUUCUCCGAGGCGUUGCCAAUUAGCUUGAGCUGUUUGCACAGCAGGUGAACUUGUCACGUUCGUCAAGACGAACUUGUUUAACUGCUGCAUUGUGAAGAUCGCUCAUUGAGGCGAUAACUGAAAUUGUUUGGCGUUUGUUGUGCGCAAACAAACUUAUUAACUGUUGUGAUAGGAGUUGUGCACAGGUGGUGGGCUUUAUCAAGCGAUGAUCGCUGAUGAUACUGAUGUACGCAUGUAAUGUUUUAACAAAAGAUAUUAACCUACGUGUGUGUCCGCGUUCGAUUAGAUUUUGUAAUUUCGAGUCAAUUAAUGUUAGCAGUUAGACAUCUUUGUAUAUUGUUACAUUUUCGUUUCACAUGUCGCUCUUCCGACACGUUGACUACUGAUUUUCUAUCCUCGGUGGCCUAAUUAUUGCUCAACAUUUCUGGUGUGCUUGCAAUGGACAGCGCCAAGUUAUGAUAUCGCAUCGGGUACAAUCAACAUGAAUUAUUAAUGUCACCUGCGGUCGUGGGCCACAAUUACUGAUAUGGAUACGCGGAUAGCGAGCAUUUCGAUUUGAUGAUUUAAAUAUUAAUGAUUAUGUUGAUAGUAACAUAACAAAAAAAAACGCACAUUACCAUAUCUUUUUUUUUUGUUCGUUCUCUUUGUGUUAUAAAUAUUAUCUAAUAUUUCAGCGGUGACAUUUCUAAUAAUCUUUGAUAAUAAAUAAGGAUUGCGCAUCCAACAUAUCUAUGGAUUACACAUAUUACAAAACUAACUAAAAUAGUAUUAACACAAUGUGUGUGCUUACAAACAUGUAAUCCACCGAAUGUGACAAUUUUGUUAUGAAAUUGUAUACCGGAUAUUAAGUAUUAUUCUUGUAUGUAAAUGAAAAACAAAUUAAAAUAAAUUAUAAUUGUUACGAA